CGCUCCACCAAGCUCCUGAUUACUUACGUGCCGUCGAUUUUUCGGCUUUUAUUUCGCAAUACGUCUAGAAAUUUAAAUAUAAUUCGUAAUAUUAAAAUACAUCGAAUAACGAUGUAACUGCGCGGGACUAUCUUAACGCUGACAAAAGAACAUGUUAUAUUUAAUAGUAAAAUAAUCUUACACUGUGUUGAAAAUAGAUAUUGAGCAGAAACUUUUUCGUCAUAGUGAGCUCGCGAAUUAUUUUGUUCAGUCACGUCGUAUAAAGGAUUUUCACUCAUCAGUGAAUUUGCACUGUACAUUUAUGUAUUAAUACUUCAAUCCAUAAAUAUUUAACAAAAAACCACUCAAAAUGGCAUCUAAGGUAUUAGUUAAAUUACCAACUGUGUCUUUUCUUCAAGGCAAAAAGCCACCAUCAGAUAUAGUAACAUUAACAGAAAGAAAUGAGAAUUUAAAUCAAACUGUAAGACAUCAAAAUAUUAACAUAGACCGAGUUGCUCAGCUUGAGCAAAAUAUGAAAUUUCUACAAGAACAGCAUCAAGCUACACUAGUUGCUUUACAUCAAGAAGUAGAAUCAUUACGUCAAAAAAAUAGAGAUUUACAGUUUCAAUUAGUAUUUUCAAAAGGAUCUACUUGUGCAGCUAGUAGUCCUUCUUCCCCUGAAGAUAAUGGAACUGGGUUCGUGAAGUCAAAGGGUAGCCCAGUGUGCGUAAAUAUUUCAUCGUUGCAGGUGGAACUCCUAGAGAAAGAUCUACAAGAUACAAAGAUAUCAUUACAGGAGGCUAAAAAUCAGAACCAAUAUUUAUCUGAAAUUAUUGAACAACAAAAAAAAAAGUUGGAAUCUACUGAGGAACAGCCAUCAAAUAAGCAAUCGAUGAUAGAUGUAGGAAUACAAGUGGAGAAUAAAGUUGACCCCGUUCGGCAAGAUUUAGUUUCACGUUUAGAAGUUUCAGAAGCAAUGGUAGAACGAUUACGCAAACGAAAUAAGGAUCAGCGGAAAGAAAUUCGAACGUUGGAAGCAGCAUCGGCAAACACCUCGCAAGAGCAGAUGCCCCAUAAAUUUCCACCAUUACAGAGUCAAAGUUACUGGCAUUGUAGAGCACCAAGAUGCGGAAGGAAUCUUGUACUACCACAACUUCAGAACGGUAACAUGAAAACAGACACAAUGAUUUUUGAAUCCCCUUUUUAUCGAUCUCAGGGAUACCGUAAUUAUUACCGCGAUGAGAGUAAUCGAAAAUAUAGAGGCCAAAGUUCACAAAAAGAUCGUAGAGAUAGCGAUAAUUAUCAUCAUCGACGACAGUUUAAAGAUAGAAGUUCGAAAGUUCAUCAAAAAGAAUUGGUAGAUUCAACGGAAGAAUCGACGGAAGCCGAUAAUUCUACCGGUAGUAAAUCAUAAAAUAGGACGCGGUCUGCUAAAGACUGCUAGACUCUGGCAGUGCUGUACUAAUUCAUAAGAAAUGAUCUACGUUUUCUUGUAUUCGCUUUAAUAAGAUAGAUAUCGUCAGCUAAAUACAUAUAACUUGUUGUAGAUUAGUCACAACAUCGGGUUGAAAUUAUACAAUUUUUAGUGUAAAAAUCUAGUAAAGUUUCACUCGUAUAGAUACUUGGAUAUAAAAGUAGAAAUUUCAUGCUUUAUCAAUUAAUAAUAAUUAUCUUACACAAUUACUUGCGCUUCUGCUAAACAAAUGAAAAUGUGUGAUUAUUCCAUUUUUAUGAGAAGGAGUAACAUAAACAAGUAUCUUCCUUCUUGAGAAAAAAACGGUGUUAAGCAUGAAAAUGAUAUUAAUAAUGACGAUUAUAUUAAGAAUAAGAUCACGACGAUAAUAACAGUGGUAACAGUAGUAAUAGCAAAAAAAAAA
This is a messenger RNA of Megachile rotundata (alfalfa leafcutting bee), 1856 nucleotides long. RefSeq lists its product as uncharacterized. The record is from RefSeq and is a predicted model, not a curated record. NCBI's taxonomy places the organism in Eukaryota, Metazoa, Arthropoda, Insecta, Hymenoptera, Megachilidae.